AUGAUGUCAUCAAAAAGGCCAUUCGAAGAAAUACAUCAGGAUCAAGCACAUUCGCUCCCCGUUGCGUCACAAGUGGCAACUGCGACACCUCUGAUCGAAAUCAAUGAAUCACAGGAGAAGAUCUUUAAAAAGCUCAGGAGACCAAAUGGGACAGAAGAGCCAUCUGAAUUUGAAAAGGAGUUGGUUGACAUGACCCAAGCUGCGCAGGGAUCAAGCGCUCAAGACGACCAAAGCUGGUCAAGACCUAUGCUUCCAGCUGAUUUUGAUCCUAGCAAGGAAGACGUUUCCUUUCAACAAUUAGAUGGUGAAGAAUAUAACGAGAAUGACGCAACUUAUGCAAGAUUUUUUGGAAUCACACAAGAAGGGUACUCGGUGCUCUGCAAUGUAACAGGCUUUGUUCAUUACUUUUAUUCGCCCGUCCCAAAAGGAUUCGUCAAGGACCAGCAUUUGAUACAAUUCACGAGCUAUUUAAAAGCAAACUUUGACGGGGUGGUUGACGUACAGGUUCAAAUGAAAGAGUCCAUUUGGGGCUACAACAAUAACAUCAAAACUCCCUUUUUCAAGAUUUUUGUAAACAACAAUAGAAACAUCACUAGGUUGAGAGGAGCUUUCGAGAAAGCGGAAAUCCGGUUUGAAGAAUUGUUCCCCAUCCAACAAAGUGUCACAUAUGACAACAUCAACUAUCUUUUGAGAUUGAUGAUCGAUUGCAAUAUUACAGGUAUGUCAUGGAUAACAUUGCCCAAAUCCAAAUACAAAUUAAGGCACAACAGAAUCUCAACAUGCCAGAUAGAAUGUUCAAUUGACUAUAAGGAUUUAAUAGCACAUCAAUCCGAAAAAGAAUGGUUGAAAAUGGCUCCCUUGCGUAUAUUGUCUUUUGACAUAGAGUGUGCUGGAAGAAAGGGUAUAUUCCCAGAAGCAGAACACGAUCCCGUAAUUCAAAUUGCAAAUGUGGUUCUGAAAUUGGGGGACUCUAAGCCAUUUGUCAGAAAUGUUUUCACUGUUAAUACUUGUGCAUCCAUAAUUGGGUCGCAGAUAUACGAACAUGAGAAGGAGGAGGAAAUGCUCCUGCACUGGAAGGAUUUCGUAAACGAAGUGGAUCCUGAUGUCAUUAUCGGGUAUAAUACCGCUAAUUUCGAUAUACCAUACUUGUUGGAUAGGGCCAGAGCUUUGAAGGUUCAAAAGUUCCCGUAUUUUGGGAGAUUGAAAAACAUCAAGCAGGAGAUCAAAGAUGCUGUUUUCAGUUCCAGGGCAUACGGAACUAGAGAGAAUAAAGUGGUCAACAUUGAUGGUCGUAUGCAGUUGGAUUUGCUUCAGUUUAUUCAGAGAGAGUACAAAUUGAGGUCGUACACACUCAAUUCAGUAUCUGCUCAUUUCUUGGGUGAGCAGAAAGAGGAUGUUCAACAUUCUAUCAUUACUGACUUGCAGAACGGCAACAAAGAAACUAGAAGACGUUUGGCGGUAUAUUGUCUUAAAGAUGCUUACUUACCGCUUCGGUUAUUGGACAAAUUGAUGUGUUUGGUCAACUACACGGAAAUGGCGAGGGUUACCGGAGUUCCAUUCUCGUACUUGCUUUCCAGGGGUCAGCAAAUCAAAGUUGUGUCUCAGUUGUUUCGAAAAUGUUUACAAGAGGACAUUGUAAUUCCAAAUAUGAAAAGCGAGGGCUCGAAUGAAGAGUAUGAAGGUGCUACUGUGAUUGAGCCCGAAAGGGGUUACUACGAUGUCCCCAUUGCCACUUUGGAUUUCAGUUCGUUGUAUCCAUCGAUCAUGAUGGCUCAUAAUUUAUGCUACACAACCUUGCUCAGUAGAAAUUCGAUAACUGCGUUUGGUUUAACAGAAUCGGAUUAUGUCAAAACUCCAAAUGGUGAUUAUUUUGUCCAUCCUGAUAAAAAGAAGGGUAUUUUGCCUACAAUCCUAAAUGAGUUAUUGACAGCAAGGAAGAAGGCGAAAACAGAUUUGAAAAAUGAAACGGAUCCCUUCAAAAAGGAUGUUUUAAACGGUAGACAGCUUGCAUUGAAAAUCUCGGCAAACUCGGUCUAUGGGUUCACCGGUGCUACUAUUGGUAAAUUGCCUUGCCUUGCAAUCUCGUCUUCAGUCACAGCAUUUGGACGAGAAAUGAUUGAAAAGACAAAGAACGAAGUCCAGGAACAUUAUUCCAAAAAAAAUGGCCAUCCGUUCGAUGCAAAGGUAAUCUAUGGUGACACGGAUUCUGUUAUGGUGAAAUUUGGAUACCAAGAUUUGGAGACUUGUAUGAGACUUGGAGAAGAGGCUGCAAACUAUGUAUCAACAAAAUUUCAAAAACCCAUCAAGUUGGAAUUCGAGAAAGUUUACUUCCCCUAUUUAUUAAUCAACAAGAAAAGGUACGCAGGAUUAUAUUGGACGAGGCCGGACAAGUUUGACAAAAUGGAUACCAAGGGUAUCGAAACAGUUAGACGGGACAAUUGUCGGUUGGUGCAGAAUGUGAUUACGAAAGUGUUGGAGUUUAUCUUGGAGGAAAGAAACGUCGAUAAGGCGCAAAGAUUUGUCAAGCAAACAAUUGCGGACCUAUUGCAGAAUAGAGUCGAUCUCUCGCAAUUGGUGAUUACAAAGGCUUAUUCCAAACACGACUAUUCUGCAAAACAAGCCCAUGUUGAAUUGGCUGAAAGAAUGAGAAAAAGAGACCCAGGUUCAGCGCCGACUUUAGGCGAUAGAGUUGCUUAUGUGAUAAUCAAGUCAGGAGGUGACAAAAACUACGAGAAAUCUGAGGAUCCUUUGUAUGUUUUGGAGAAUUCCUUACCUAUAGAUGUGAAGUACUAUUUGGAGCAGCAGAUGACCAAGCCGUUGGAGAGAAUCUUCAUUCCAAUCUUAGGUGAGUCCAAAACAAAAGAGUUGCUAGCUGGUGCGCAUACGAGAACGAUAAAAAUGUCAGCCCCAAAGACUGGUGGUCUCAUGAGAUUUGCAAAGAAGUCUGAGGUUUGUGUUAACUGUAAAACGCCUUUGAAAGCGGGCAACAAUGGCGCAUUGUGUCACAAUUGCAUUGACGAAGGUAAAGGGCCCGGCUUGUACACCAAUGCUCUUUCGCAAAUGAAUUAUUUAGAAAACAAGUUUUCUCGGUUGUGGACAGAAUGUCAAAGAUGUCAAGGAUCUUUGCACCAGGAAGUUCUUUGCUCGAAUAAGGACUGUCCUAUAUUUUACAUGAGAAAAAAGGUUCAAAAGGAUGUACAUCAACAAGCUUUAGAACUUGUCAAGUGGAAUGAAACGAAUUGGUAG
Messenger RNA from Lodderomyces theae, 3246 nucleotides. RefSeq names its product DNA-directed DNA polymerase delta (gene POL3). The record is from RefSeq and is a predicted model, not a curated record. The transcript has a single exon. The coding region runs from base 1 to 3246 and encodes 1081 amino acids. NCBI's taxonomy places the organism in Eukaryota, Fungi, Ascomycota, Pichiomycetes, Serinales, Debaryomycetaceae. Gene Ontology annotation, cellular component: delta DNA polymerase complex. Gene Ontology annotation, molecular function: 3'-5'-DNA exonuclease activity; DNA binding; nucleotide binding. Gene Ontology annotation, biological process: DNA replication proofreading; base-excision repair, gap-filling; nucleotide-excision repair, DNA gap filling.